Molecule: messenger RNA, 777 nt
Organism: Cyphellophora europaea CBS 101466
Lineage: Eukaryota; Fungi; Ascomycota; Eurotiomycetes; Chaetothyriales; Cyphellophoraceae
Exons: 1
Coding region: 1-777 (258 amino acids)
Source: RefSeq, a predicted model, not a curated record
AUGAGAUACUUCAACGUUGUAUCUUUCGCCCUCGUAUCCUCUCUCCUCUCCUUGCAAGUCGUUGCCGAUCCUCUUGAUGAGGCCAUUGCACUCUUCCGCCGACAGGUGUCUCUAUCAACAGGUGGAACUAGCGAGACAACUACCGAGGAGGAGACCACGACUUCGCCAACAAGCGUACCGUCCACCGUCACUGACUCGGACAAUGUGACAGAGGAGACAAGCGUCACCACCGAGCCACCUUCCACAACAGUCGAGGUCAGCACUUCCACCCAGUCCCAACCCACGCAAGAGACAACUUCGGAAGAAACCUCCUCUAGACCAUCCGCGUCGUCGGCUGUGGUCACGUCUACGCGUGUUCCAACUCAAGUUACUUCAAACGUUCUUACAACUUUCACCACGGUGACCGAUGGUCAGACCCGGGUUGGCACUAGCACUUCCCAGACGGUCGUGCCCACGGAAACUGACGUCGACCCGGCAUCUUUAUCCGGUGGCGGCAACGGCGGCGGUAGCUCUGGCCUGAGCGACUCUGCUAAAAAGACCAUUGGCGGAGUCGUCGGCGGUGUCGGUGGUGCUCUUCUCCUCGCUGGUCUAGGCUACACUGCUUGGCGCAUCUGGGGCAAGAAGAAGGACUUGCACGAUGACGAUGCAUACGACCCGAACAUGGCUCAGGACAAACUAUCCUCCUCCACCGCGGAUAACUCGUCUGCAUCGCCCUUCAACCGGACACUGGAUCAAUAUCACCAGCCAGGCCCCGUCAACCAGGCAUCCAACUUCUAG